UUAGCUUCCAUUUUUUACGCUGUCAAACAACACAUCAAAUGGUUCUUCCGUCCGAAUCUGCCCCUGCCGAUUGAGAAGUGAAAUUAAUGGUGCAGAUUUUUUUCUAGUUAUCUCUUAAUUAGUCUUUUGAAUUAGUCCUUGAAUUUUAGUCUUUUGAAUUAGUCUUAUAUUGGAGUUGCUGAAAUAAAGGAAAUAAUGGGGAUGCCCACGUUUCCAGUAACUUCCUCCCUAGUUGUUAGGAGUAGUUUUGAGUUUUUUUUCCUUUAAAUUCUCCAGUUUGCUUUUGGGAAUGAAUAUCAGAAAUUUGCUUCAAUUACCCUCUCUGUUUUCUUUCUAUAUUCCUUCUAAUUUCUUUGGCUAUUGAAUCAGUCCUUCGAAACCCUUAACACUGGUAUCAGAGCAGUGCUGAUCCAAUGGAGACACGCAAACAAACUUUCGAACAGUUCCAGCAAAGCACUAAUGAAGCUCUCGAAAAACCCUUAACAUUUGCUUUGACCUUUGUGGAUAAACUCUACACGGAGUUUCAAUUUCAGAGUAAAAAAGUGCUGGAAGACAUUGCGGAGCUCUCCUCCCGUUUUAAGCUCGCACUGGUGGCAAAGUUUCUGAGGCGUCCUUCUUUCACUUCCAUGACCAAAUUUCUGCAAAAAUUGGGUCUCAGAGGAAGCUUUGAUCUCACAGUUCUCUCACCCCACAGAUUCCUGAUCAAUUUCCAUGAAGAGGAGGAUUAUCUUCGUCUAUUUCUUCGAAGGUCAUGGCUGGUUUUUGGUUACACUAUGACCCUGUCUAAAUGGAGUCCCUCUCUCUCCCAAGAAAUGGAAAAUCCAGUCAUGCCUAUCAUGCCUAUCUGGAUUGCUUUUCCAGAUCUUCCCAUCCAUCUUCAUGAUAAGAGAGCUCUCCAUCUUAUCUCCUCUUCCAUAGGCACCCCUCUGAAAGUUGAUUCCAACACUCUAAAUUUCUCUCGGCCAGGCUUGGCAAGAUGUUGUGUGGAGGUGGAUAUCUCUAACCUCCCUCCGGCGAAGGUCCUCAUUAAUCAUGGGGGAGAGGAGCUUAUUUUCCCUUUCUACUACGAAAAUGUUCCCCUUUUUUACCCAGAUAAAACUGACAAUAGCCUGGCCAUAGUCCCCUUUGAAGGAUUUGCUCUCCCAGAGGAUGAUGUACCAGACAUUGGUUUCUUCAAGGAGCCAGAAGAUAUUGACGAUCAACUAAAACAACUGGAUGCCCUCCUCUCUAGGGAGGACUUCCCUCAUUUAAAGGAUUCUAUCUCCCAGAGCCCCAAGGAUUUCAGCUCUCGAACUAAGGGCCCUUGGAUCAUUGGUGGGGACUUUAACACUGUGGCCUCCAUUACUGAACACAAAGGGGCAGUCUGCCCUGACCUUGGUAGUAUGGAUGAUUUCAAUAAGGCUAUUGCUGAUUGUGACCUUAUCUCUCCUUCUUUUCUUGGUAGCCAAUUUACUUGGUUUGGUAAUAGGGGGAGAGGGAGAGUGUGUAGAAGACUUGAUAGAAUCCUUAUCAAUGAGGUUUGUUUGGAUCUGUUUCAUACUAUUGAAGUUAAACACCUAGGAAGGGGGAACUCUGACCACAGGCCAUUAUUAUUAAACUGUCUUCCUAGCUCAAGGACUGGCCCAAAGCCUUUCAAAUUCCUGAAUGUCUGGAGCUCCCAUCCUACUUAUAGAAACCUUCUUAUUUCCUCUUGGGACAAAACCUAUCAUGGUGGGGGUAUGAGAGGGUUAGUUUGCAAGCUUUCAAACAUCAAAGCUACCCUUCUCACUUGGAAUAAAGAAACAUUUGGUAACCUCUUCCAGGAUGUUAAAGAUGCUGAAAAAAGGGCAGAACAAGCAGAAGAAAAACUUGAACAAGAGGACUCACAAAUAAACCUACUGGAAUUCAAACUUGCCACAACCCUUCUCCUACAAGCCCUUAAAAAGGAGGAGAGUUUUUGGGCUCAAAAGGCAAAUAUAAGGUGGAUCUCACAAGGGGAUGCUCUACAGCUUUCUUUCACUCUUUUGUUAAAGGAAGGAGGCAUAGAUUGUGUAUCUCCUCUCUUAAAGAUGAUAAUGGAAAACUGCACAAUACAUUGGAGGGGAUCUCUAAAGUGGCAGUGGACCACUACUCAAGGGUUUUCUCCACUGUUCAUGAGGGGGAUAUGGGACAAAUCCUGGAUCACAUCCCUAACUGUGUAUCUCCCCAAGACAACAGUUUGCUCAGAGGUGGUUUCGGAUGAUUACAACGGAAAAAAACUGGAGGGUAAAGCAACUGGUUUCUUCAAAGGUAUUCCCUCGGUUAGCUUCACACAGGAAGACAUUGCGGAGCUCUCCUCCCGUUUUAAGCUCGCACUGGUGGCAAAGUUUCUGAGGCGUCCUUCUUUCACUUCCAUGACCAAAUUUCUGCAAAAAUUGGGUCUCAGAGGUAGCUUUGAUCUCACAGUUCUCUCACCCCACAGAUUCCUGAUCAAUUUCCAUGAAGAGGAGGAUUAUCUUUGUCUAUUUCUUCGAAGGUCAUGGCUGGUUUUUGGUUACACUAUGACCCUGUCUAAAUGGAGUCCCUCUCUCUCCCAAGAAAUGGAAAAUCCAGUCAUGCCUAUCUGGAUUGCUUUUCCAGAUCUCCCCAUCCAUCUUCAUGAUAAGAGAGCUCUCCAUCUUAUCUCCUCUUCCAUAGGCACCCCUCUGAAAGUUGAUUCCAACACUCUAAAUUUCUCUCGGCCAGGCUUGGCAAGAAGUUGUGUGGAGGUGGAUAUCUCUAACCUCCCUCCGGCGAAGGUCACACUAUUGAGACCUGCGCUCACCGGAAAAUCCCACCGGAGAAGGAUAAUCAUAAGAGGGAGACAUUUUCAGAAGGGUGCUAAGGACAACCAGGUACAGGCCAAAGAGGAUAAAAUUGCUGAACAAUGGCAACAGGUUGUUUCCAAAAAGGGUAAGGACAAAUUGCUAGGGGCAGGGAAGUUAGAGUGGCGGGCCAAACAUGCACCAAUUGUUCCUGCUUGGAAAGAAGGGCCAGUGAUUGAGGAUGAACAGAUCCUCUCUUGCUGCUUUAAUCAUCUUGGCUCCUCCUCUUCACUCUGGAUCUCUAGUGUUUAUGGUAGGCACACCAGGGCUGAUAGAGUUGGGCUUUGGAACUCUUUGAGAAACCUCCAUCCUAUUCAGGGCCCUUGGAUCAUUGGUGGGGACUUUAACACUGUGGCCUCCAUUACUGAACACAAAGGGGCAGUCUGCCCUGGUAGUAUGGAUGAUUUCAAUAAGGCCAUUGCUGAUUGUGACCUUAUCUCUCCUUCUUUUCUUGGUAGCCAAUUUACUCUGUUUGGUAAUAAGGGGAGAGGGAGAGUGUGUAGAAGACUUGAUAGAAUCCUUAUCAAUGAGGAUGUUAAAGAUGCUGAAAAACGGGCAGAACAAGCAGAAGAAAAACUUGAACAAGAGGACUCACAAAUAAACCUACUAGAAUUCAAACUUGCCACAGCCCUUCUCCAACAAGCCCUUAAAAAGGAGGAGAGUCUUUGGGCUCAAAAGGCAAAUAUAAGGUGGAUCUCACAAGGGGAUGCCUCUACAGCUUUCUUUCACUCUUUUGUUAAAGGAAGGAGGCAUAGAUUGUGUAUCUCCUCUCUUAAAUAUGAUAAUGGAAAACUGCACAAUACAUUGGAGGGGAUCUCUAAAGUGGCAGUGGACCACUACUCAAGGAUUUUCUCCACUGUUCAUGAGGGGGAUAUGGGACAAAUCCUGGAUCACAUCCCUAACUGUGUAUCUCCCCAGGACAACAGUUUGCUCAGGUCAAUCCUAGAUGAGGAGGAAAUCAGGAGAACAAUUUGGUCCUUAAAUGCCAAUAGCACUGCUGGUCCAGAUGGUUUUAAUGGUUUUUUCUUUAGGGAUUCUUGGGAAAUUAUCAAAAUUGAUGUUUGUAGGGCAGUUCAGGAAUUCUUUGUGGGCAUCCCCAUGCCAAAAGCUUUUGGCAGCACUCUUAUUACCCUGAUCCCUAAGCAGGAAGGCUCCAUUACCUUGGAUCAAUUUCGUCCCAUCUCCUUGUCAACCUUCUUUAGCAAAAUCAUUUUCAGGCUGUUAAGUGAGAGGCUCAAAACAAUCAUUCCUAAACUAAUCUCCCAGGAACAAGCAGCAUUCCAGCCACAGAGUUUUUUCCCCAUGAAAUGUGGAGUUAAGCAGGGAGACCCCCUCUCCCCUCUUCUCCUCAUCAUUGCCUUGGAAGACAGCAGGAAUCUAUUGAGACUUAGGGAACUUCUCUCCCUUUUCAUGAAGGCAUCAGGAAAGGAAAUAAAUUACUCCAAAAGCCAAGUUAUAGUCCAUGAAAGAAUGAAGUCUGAGCAGCAAAACCAGAUCAGAAAAAUCUUGUCCAUCAGCAAGAAGCUCAAUCAGAUGGGGAGGCUCAUUCUCAUCAAACACGUGCUAUCCUCAAUUCCUUUACAUCUUAUGGCUGCACAAAGAAUUCCUAAGUCAAUUCUCAAAAGUUUGAAUAGACUUAUGGCGAACUAUUUCUGGGGAAUAAACGAAGAAGGUCCAAAAUAUCACUGGAGAAAAUGGGAAAAACUUUGUUUUCCAUUCGAGGAAGGAGGUCUGGGACUUAGAAACCUCCUCAAUAGCCAGGAUGCAGCUUACAUAGAUCUGUGGUGGAAGGUGGUUACUGAAAAUUCCAUCUGGGGGAAAUUUAUGAAGUCUAAAUAUUUCAGAGAUGGAAUCUUCUCCCCUAAGAUCUAUGACUCAUACACGUGGAAGGCUAUUUGCAAGAUCUCCCCUUUGGUCCUUCCACACUGCAGUUAUCAUGGUGAAGAUGUGGCAUGGCUAUCAGGGACAUACAGCUUCAAAACUGCCUACUCUCUCACGCUGCUCGAUGAUAUCCCAUAUUUGGCAAACUUACUCUCUGGUUGUCAAUGCACCUUCGGCAGGAGGAGAUUUAACUGCUCAGCAAAUCAUUCUCAGCGGGUGGUUUUCGUCAAACAAGGGUAGCAUCAAAGGGAACUUGAGAUUUAUCCUGCCUGGUCUUUUAUGUUGGUCCGUUUGGAAGCUCUACAACUCCUUUCUCUACCAAGAACAUAAACCAUCCAUCAACGGGCUGUUGACAUCCAUAAACAAACUCACUCAAGCUUGGUUUUGGGCAAAUAAAUUAGAUACCACUUU
This is a messenger RNA of Cuscuta campestris, 5114 nucleotides long. NCBI's taxonomy places the organism in Eukaryota, Viridiplantae, Streptophyta, Magnoliopsida, Solanales, Convolvulaceae. The record is from the annotation of a GenBank genome assembly.